GAGCACCGAUAUAUCAGCCACGCAUGCGCAAACAUGAGUGCAUCGCUUUCAUAUGUGUGUUUAGCAGAUGGAGUAAUGAAAUAGACUCCACGAACUGGGCAAUUCGAAGUCUAGAUUUGUCGACUUCUCCUAGUUCAUAUCUUACUCGAAAUGUGACAAAUAUUCUACAUUACGUGUGGAUUUGACAUGAUUCUCCAAAAUGUCUGAUUUAGUGUGGAUUAUACACGGAGUUCUAACUUUGUUUUUGUGUGGGGUUGGAUUAACUAUAGACACUGACGAGCUGCACGCCCUUCAGGAAGAGUGUCGGGAUGGAACGUUUGGAUACAAGUGUAACUCGAAGUGCCGAUGCAAGCGCUACCAAACGUGCGAUAAAGUGACGGGGGAAUGUAUCCGGGACGAAUGCGAGGACAAUGGUUGGGGACCAGGCUGUCAGCUUUCCAACAACUGUUUUUACAAUGGUCAGGCGAUGACUUACCUUGGUACUAAGUCCAUCACUAGCGAUCUUUACCAGUGUCAGCGAUGGGACUUACAAAUACCUCACCGUCAUUCUUACAAAAGCGCCGAGCAAUUCCCUGACAAAACGAUGCCUGAAAACUAUUGCCGGACGACGGAGGACUCGGCCCGACCCUGGUGUUACACUACAGACAUAAACAGCCGCUGGGAACACUGUAAUAUCAACAACUGCAACUGUCCAGCUGGCCGGUUUGGCGACAACUGUAUAAAGGAAUGUCACUGUGCUGAUCUGAGCGAGGCGUGUGACAGUAUUCUGGGUAUCUGUUCCAGCGGGUGUGCCCAGGGCUGGGACGGCUACGAUUGUCAGCAAGCGAUUGCGUGUCCCCAAAAUCGGUUUGGAUGGGACUGUUCAAAGCGUUGUUUCUGUCAGGACUCGCGACACUGUAACAGGUUCACGGGGCCCUCAAAACAAUGUCACUGCAUAUCAGGAUACUUUAACCCACCAUUCUGUCAAGCAGUGACACCGCCGACGAUAUUAUCUUUCGAGAACACUGAAGUCAAUCCCGGCCAAAACACAACUCUCAACUGUACCGUGACGGCCUAUCCAACUCCAAAAGCCGGCGAAAUCAUCAUCCGUGGUCCCGCCCGGAGACGGGUGACUCUGAUGGACUCGGGAGAACUGGAAAUCUAUAUGUACACAAGGUUCAACUUGUACGCUGUGGAAUACGUGAACGCCGGAGAUCGUUUUACGUGUAUCGUCAAUUCCGUGGCCGGUACCACGUCUACGACAAUCACUGCCGGUGUUUACGAACUUCCUCGUUUGAACCGGGCUCCUUUCAUAGCCGAUGGGGGACUAGGUGUAAAGGAAAUUCACAUUCGGUGGCACAGGUGGGACCGGGAACGUGGGGAUACUGGGGACCCGCCCAUUCUGUGGUACAGUGUCAUGGUACAAGACCUCGACGACGGCACGGAACGGUUGGCGGGGAUAGUUUUGAACAUGAAUUGCCAAUACAUGUAUCUAUGUAAUUUUACCAUCACCGAUCUCAUCCCCAACACCAGACACGCCAUCAAAGUAUCGGCAAGGCGUGACGGCGAGGGCGGGGACGGUCCCCCGGGGCCAUCACUGAAUGCCACAACCAUGUGUGGAGCUCCCGAGUUGCCACCAAUAUUGAGGACAGUUACCUCUGGCUUUGAGUUCAACAGUUCCUUCCCGCAGACAGAACUUGUAGUCACAUGGAAGGAUCCACCCCGGUCCUCGUGGAACUGUGAUAACAUUAGUCUGUAUCAGAUAACCAUUUCCAACGCGCAGCACGCAGGUAACAAGCAGGCCGUGCACAUAUCCGGGACAACGCCCCAAGGAAGGAACGGGAUAAAGAGCGCCUCCAUAUCGGAUCUCCAGCCCGCUACCGAGUAUUGCGUUACCAUGAGUUUCCAGAGCAAUCGCGACCAGUACAGCCCGGAGUCUGAGCGGACCUGUACUUCCACACCAAAGACAACACCGUCGGCUCCACGAAAUGUCAAAUUGAUCCGACAAACCAGUAACAGUCUGACUUUUUCGUGGGAGAAACCGUUCCGUCCGCCCGCUGAUGUCAUGAGGUACAAUCUAGGCAUUUGGAAAACGGACAGUCGAGAAUUUACCACAAAAACUGGAAAGGAAGUGACGUCAUCAGCGGCAGUGGUUGCACACACACUGGAAGAUCUUGACCCAUUUACGAAUUACAGUAUUGAGAUUCGAGCAGUUAAUUCGGCUGGUGAUGGAGAUCCCAGUCCAAUUUUUGUCGCUGCUACAGCGGAGGGGCUACCCGGGCCGAUUCAGAACUUUCGAAAUAUUUCAAAGACAGCAACGUCUAUUGGACUUAUCUGGAAGGACUCCCGUACUACGAACGGACAGGUUCUUUCAUAUCUGUUGUCGUGUUUCCCAGUCGAGUCCAUGUCUGCUGCCCCUGACCAGCACCGGGAGGUCAAUGUCCUGCCGAGCGUGCAUCGCCACACCUUCAGUAACCUGGUGCCGGCCACCAAGUACCUCUGUAGUAUACACACAAGUACAAACAAGGGGACCGGUCCGUCCACAAGGAUAGCAGUAUGGACCAAACCUCUAGACCCCAAAGAGCCACCUACUCCAAAUAUCAUGGAUCACACUGAUACGACGGUAACAGUGCAGCUUACACCCUCACAGGACCAAACCAUAAGCUUCUAUCGCAUGAUUAUAGAAAAUGUGAGUUCGGGGCGUGUGACCAAAAGAAGCAUUCCAGACCGUAUACGCCAGGUUGGCUCCGACUUCUACGAAGCUCGAGCCCAAGGAACAGGUGCUUACAUAGCAGCAGAACUGACUCCGGACAAACUCAACGCCCCCUUUGUGGUUGGGGAUAAUAAGACAUAUCGUGGAUAUUAUAACGCCCCUCUGGUCCCCACCCAGAACUACGACAUUUGGUACGGCGCCUUCUCCAAUGUCGACGGGACAUUGCGGAAGUCGUUCUCUAAGGCUGAGCGUGCUGUAGGUGUUGCCCUGAGCGUGGCUCCGGCCCCGGAGAGUAACCACGUGCCUGUCAUCAUCGUCGUCCUUGUUGCAUUCAUCAUCCUUAUCCUUGUAUUCGCACUUCUUCUUUUCCUGUGGAGGAAACGCCACCUAGCGUCAGAACGUGAGAAGGCGGAAAUGCCCAACUUCGGUCCAACUAUUGUACCGGAACCGGAUACAUCAACCCCUUCUACACCUGUCGAUGACGUUGAGGCAGAACCGCUUAUAGAACACAGUACCGGCACGGCUACUGAUGCUGAAAGCGAACCUCUUUAUGGUAAUACAGGUAUCGGCAUCUUCCCUGCAGUAAAAGUCGAGGACCUGUGGGAUUACGUGAAACAGAACAAGGAAAACGAGGCGGAGGGCCUACGUCGAGAGUACCGGCUGAUACCUGCUGGCCUGACUGCAAGUUGUGAAGUGGCGAAGAAAACAGAAAACAAAAACAAGAACAGAUAUGGAAAUAUUAUUGCAUAUGACCAUACACGAGUUGUAAUAAAGCCCGUGGCAAACGAUAUACACGAUGAUUAUACCAAUGCGAACUAUAUAGAUGGUUAUAAGAAAUCGAAAGCCUAUAUCGCAGCACAAGGCCCAACAAAGCCCACAAUAGAUCAUAUAUGGAGAAUGGCGUGGCAAGAGAAAUCCAAGACAAUUAUCAUGCUAACAAACCCAACAGAGACGGGCAAGAAAAAAUGCGAGCAAUAUUGGCCCGACACAGGAAAAGAAAUAUAUGCUGGUAUAGCAGUAGAACUUGUCGACGUUGACCAUCUACCAGAUUUCACAAUCCGUACAUUCCAACUCUCUAAGGGUAACCAAUUCAGUGAGCUAAAGCAGUAUCACUAUACCACGUGGCCAGAUCACGGCGUGCCACGCUUCGGUAACUCCUUGCUGUUACUGCGACAGAAAAUUCGGGCCUACGACAAUCUUGAUGCAGGACCACCGAUAGUGCACUGCAGUGCUGGUGUUGGCCGAACUGGGACAUACAUUGCAGUAGACGUUAACCUUGACCAGGCUAAGAAUGAGGGCUUGAUAGACGUCCACAAUUUUGUCCAACAGAUGAGGACAAUGAGGGUCAACAUGGUCCAGACAUUGGAACAAUACAUGUUUGUUUACGAUGUUCUACUGGAAGCCUUAAUAUGUGGAGACACGUCAAUAACUCUCGAUUCUUAUCCAGACACCUUAUCAGAACUGCUGCAAUAUGAACAGAGUAUAGGGAAAACGAAACUAGAUGAGCAGUACGAGGUACUUAAAUUAGUAACAAAUACAAUGGAACGGGACGAAACGACGGUUGCUCUUCGUCCCGAGAAUAUAUUCAAGAACAGAUGUAAAAUGAUUGUACCGGCGAACAGAUGUCGACCGUAUCUGAUGACUCGGGUAGAGGAUUACAACGAUUACGUCAAUGCAAGCUUCCUCAAUGGUUACCGGCGGAAGGACGCGUACAUUGCCACCCAGAUGCCCAUGCCAAACACAGUGGUAGACUUCUGGAGAAUGAUAUACGACCACAACUCCUACUGUAUUGUCAUGUUGAACGAGGUGGAUCCCCAUGACGAGAUGAUGGAGCAGUACUGGACGUUAGACACGUGUGGUGAAAAGUACGGACCAUUCAUUGUGGAGACCACUGCUGAAAUCAAGUCUGACCCCAGCAUCACAGUACGGGACUUCACGAUCACCAAUACCCAAAACCCCCAAGAGGUACCACGGGUUGUGAGACAGUUUCACUUCCAUCGAUGGCCCGAAAUGAGUGUGAUACCUAGCUCGAGAGCUGCCCUGCUUGAACUCCUGGACCAAGUUGAGAUUUGGCAGAAGCAGAGUGGCAACAGACCUGUCACCGUCCACUGUUUGGAUGGUGCUACCCGCAGUGGGUUGUUCGUGGCCACAAGCUGUGUGUUGGAGAGGAUGAAAACAGAUCGUGAGGUGGAUAUUUUCCAGGCUAUUAAACAACUGCGGCUGAACAGAACCCAGAUCAUAGACUGUCUGGAGCAGUACAGGUUUUGUCACGAGAUAGCCCUGGAAUACCAUGCUACAGUGAGCGCGUUAACGACGUUUUCUUGACACCGUGGAUAACGGCAAUCACUCUGAUAACUGCUGUGUGGUCACUCCGCGUGAUGAUAUUGGUGCUUGGUAUCGUGACACGUGUAAACAACAGAGUUACUACACGUAGGAAUCGUAGUUACCACACGCGUACAUAAUGACCUUACGCGAGGGCAUCACAAGUGUAACACCUGCAAGCAUCAUAUUUAUCACACGUGUAAAGAUAAAGUACCACACGUGCAGACAUCAAGUUUUCACACGUUAAAUCAACAGACAAAGCAGUAGACAUCCACCACUUGGAGAUAUUUUCCCACCCGAUGACAACAUCCGGUGUUGACGUGAAACACGUUUUACUGUUGAUCUGUGUCCUAUUGUGAUUGAAUCGUUUUCGCAAUGUAUUCCCAAAGGGACUUUGUACAAAGAUAUAUAUUAUGAUUUAAAACAGACGAAGGCUCAAUAAAUACGUUUGUGAAUUUACAUAGAUUCACAGCCAGUUGCAAAUACAGUGUUGUAGACAUGCGCAGACAAAUUAGUACGGAGAGGGACGUCAUCCGAACUUUAGAUCUGUAUUCAAAUUCUAUGCAUUUUCAUUGUGAAAAUGAAGAGUUAAAAAGGAAAGAUUCCAGUCGGAUGACUCUUGUGCUAGCCAUUGCGCAAAGAACUGUGAAACUCAACGUGUUGUCAACAGACCCCGUGAUGGGAUUGUGCUCUCCACCAAACAAGUAACUGUCGUAACAAUAGCUACAAAAUGAUGGUGCUAACAUACCUUGUAGUGACGGAGAAUCAGAGGUUUUAAACAAAGUAUGUGUGUAACUGGUGUUAUAGACGGGCCGAUGUAUCAGAUUGAGAGAGACAGGGCACAGUGUAGACGGGUCAAGAGAACAGUCAGUUAAAGAUAGGGUAUAUUAAUAGAUGAAACCAUUUCCCCCCAUAUUCUCAUUGGCUGAAUAAUAGAAACGUGGAGGCCGAUGAUUUGAGGGUUUGGCUCUGGUUAACUUUCUUUAGAAACAUCAGGUGACAACUCUCUUCAUGACGCCACUUCAAUAGUGACGACACAAUACACUCUGCUAAAUGCAGUAUUUUUCUCUGGACAUUUUCUUACGCUUCAUCUUUUUUAUUGAUAAAUAAGGACUUAUAUUUAGGUAAAUAUGUGUUAUAUGGACCUGAAAAGUUAUAUUGAUCUCGAUUGUUUUCUCGGUCAUUGUCGCAUCUUCAGGUCUGUAUAACCGUAUAUUCACCUCAACAACGGUCCAUAAUUAUUAUAGACCAGCAUAUAUUACAGACGAUGAGAGUAUUAGACAUUAAACUUGUUCAGAGUUAAAAACGUUAAGUAUAACAAGUACAGGAAUGCAGGCAAAUCUAAUAACUUAGGUUAUGAACUUCUUUUGCUACAAUCAAGUUCAAUUAUAGAGUUUUAUAUCUGAAAAGAAAGCAGUUCGAAUCUUAUACUAAUAUUUCUCAAUGAUUCUGAAAUAAUUGAUAUCCAAAUUCUUAGUUUCUUCCUAAAAAUUAAGAUUGCUUGUAGAAAGAUUGAACAGCCAACAGACAGUCUCGGCCGGCUAUCUCCAUUGUUAUGAUUAUUACGUCACAAUGGUCAUGACGUCAUAUGGUGUUAUAAAUCACAGCUGUCUUUUGUAUGUUUAUAAAGUGGCAAUGCAGAGCAAAUGUGAAAAUUAUAGAGUGAGGAUCUGGUAUAAAUGGCAUUUAGAGGCAAAUCAAAUUUAUUAUUCUUUUCAAUUAUACUAUACAUCAGCCAUAAAAAAGCAGGUCCAAUGCAUGCAUUUACAACAUUGUGAUAUAUAACUUAAGAAUCUUACUAAUCAUUGGAAUUCAAUGGUGAAGCGCAUAGUUCUUUGUCAUUCAUCUUCUCAGAUCAAAAUUAACUGGGACGAAAACAGAUGGUAGCAAGUAUAAAUGUGAUAUAUAACAUAAUUUUCAGUAUUUUUUCCCCACUGGAAUCAGGAUUUGUUCUCAUACCAAUAUAGAAUGUGUUCGACAACUGUGAUACACGUUUAUAUGUUAAGCCACACACUUGUAUAUUUAAUACAAUCCAACUGUGUGACAUGCGUAUACUAUACCAGUAUAAAAGAAUAAACCUCAUUUUUUUCUGUUUUCCCAAUAAAGCUACUUACAGAGUCAAAAAAAGUAAAACCAUGAUUUUUUUCAACUUGCAAUUUCCGUGCGUUUUCCUACGAGACAAUGUAUUCGAAUUUCACCAAUCAUAUCAGUUAGUGAGAGCAUAUAUCGCCUUUGUUCGCAGGCGAUCUAUUUUAUGGAUAUUUUUGCUAAUCAAAAGACUUUUUAGAACUAAUGAAAUCACCACCCGUUUGAACAUUUUUAGCUCUGUGGAAUAAAAUAUAACACUGAUUCUCCAUCAGUACUUCCUUAUACAAGGGGACGAGUGUAUGUGUAUAGAAAUGUGAGAAUGAGUCUGGCGGUUGUUUUACGACGCGAAAGUGCAAUAUAUAAAUAGAUUAUAAAUAAUGUCAAAAAUCAUUGCGUAAAAUAAUAGUCAAAUUAUAAUGGCCUAGUCGUCAUUAAUUUAACUUUUCAUAGUAUAUAGUCACAUAUUGCCAUAUUUAUAUGAUAUGUAUUAUAAAGUCUAGUCAUUAUUUAUGAAAUGUAUUGAAAUGUCACGAUUAAUUUCAUAUGAUAUAUAUAAUACCCAUAUGUUGAAUCAGUCGUUCCACUUUAGCAUUUUUUCCAUCAAGAAUCAUCUAUGUUUAAUAAUUAAAAUAAAGUAAUUUCGAUAUACGUGUAGCAUAUUUAAAUAUUUUAUAUUACUUACUACUAUUUUAUAUAUACUCUAGUUACCACAAAGUAGACAACGCUGAACAGGAUUGUAUAUAGGCAUAGCGGAAUAUAUAAUAAUGAUUAUUUUCUGUACAUAAAUUCAUCUACAUAUAACAACAAUACUCAGCGCUAUGUGAUUAUCAUUCAGGUGCAUUACGUCAUAUGUUAAAACAACCGUUCAAUAAAAAGCAAUUUCUUUUCAGAGCAAUUUCACAGACGGGGUGGGGUGUCCGUUGUCACCAUUAUACAGAGUAAGACCAAGAAGUGUUUGGAGAGUAGACCAAAAUAUGUGUAAAUGAGAUGUCGUUUCUUUAUAAUAACUGCGAUUCUUGUUGUUCGUGUGGUGUUAAAUAUGUUUUAUUUAUUGAUAAUUACAUUAAUAUGUGUUACAGUGAAAUAAUCAUUUGUUUAAGUCAAGCACAUGAUGGAAAUUGUUGUAGUUACAUUCGUUUUUCUUUCUUCUUUCAAUUUCUGUGAAAUUGUAAGCUUAAUGCUAUGCACAGAAACAGUUAUUUUCCAUUACCUUGACUGAUCACCGUGACUAAACAAUAAACCUCACAAGUUUAGGACGUUAAUUUAUAUGAUGUAAAACAAAAUCAAAAACAAAAACAUUUUUGUAAGACACUUAUUAAGAUCGGAUUAAAUAACGUGUAUAUAUUAUCAAAACAACAUUGAUAACACACGAAUUAAAUGAAACAUUCGUAAGUAUUUUCUUUUUCAGUUUUACGAUUACAAACCAAUCUUGGUACAAAUACUUAUACAGCUAGUUUGACGACAUGAUUGGGAAGUAAAUCUGUUCACUCAAUCGCAGUACUUAUACUUGCGGUCUUUUGAUGAAGUCUUAUACCUACAGUGUGUCGAUACGUUAAGUUUGAGACAGUUAGCAGCUCUGCUUAAAAUCGUACAGUUGGCAGAAACAGUAAGUUUUGAAAAGUACAUUUGUUGAUUAACUUGGUGAUAUGUAGAAGUCUACAUUUUUUCCGCCGGUAAUAACCGAGCCUAAGACAAUGUUUUUGUGCACUUGAACAUAGCAUUUUACAACUCUACUCAUACUCGUGGUCUGCCAGUAUGAUAAGUUAAGAAUCGCGGUGGUUACAUGGUAUCCACGAAAAGAGCGAAUUUAAGUUCACCACGAAAUAGACUCAAGUUCAACAGUAUAUCCCUGACGAAGUACAGAAUACCGUCAUCACCGGCGGUUUUCUCCGAUACUAAAUUCUUACUUACUUACCCUGUCACGUGUUAUAUCAUUUUACAUUGUUACAGUUUAAGUUACGUAUGAACAAUUCCGCAAACAUGUAAGUGGUUACGUGUAUUUUGUUAAAAACAAAUACCAGAGUAAGUGACAUUUAAGCAUACAUUUUUACGUUUCUUGUUACUUUUGUAUGUGCUGGGCGGUGGAACCUCAUUAAGUUGUGUUGUUCAUUUAGAUAUGCUGGAGAAGCUUUAUGUGCAUAGUGGUUAUAUAUAUAUAUAUAUAUAACAAAUACGUAUAUUGUACAAACAAUCUCAUUAAACAGUUUAAUUGAUUGUAUGAUCACUAAAUACUAUGAUAAAACUAUUUA
This is a messenger RNA of Mizuhopecten yessoensis (Yesso scallop), 9351 nucleotides long. RefSeq names its product receptor-type tyrosine-protein phosphatase S-like. NCBI's taxonomy places the organism in Eukaryota, Metazoa, Mollusca, Bivalvia, Pectinida, Pectinidae. The transcript is spliced from 34 exons. The record is from RefSeq and is a predicted model, not a curated record. Gene Ontology annotation, molecular function: protein binding; protein tyrosine phosphatase activity. Gene Ontology annotation, biological process: protein dephosphorylation. Bases 200 to 5017 code for a protein of 1605 amino acids.